Molecule: messenger RNA, 4257 nt
Organism: Musa acuminata AAA Group (dessert banana)
Lineage: Eukaryota; Viridiplantae; Streptophyta; Magnoliopsida; Zingiberales; Musaceae
Product: probable folate-biopterin transporter 4
Exons: 7
Coding region: 170-1654 (494 amino acids)
Cellular component (GO): membrane
Source: RefSeq, a predicted model, not a curated record
GUUCGGACUCGAAACUCUUGAGGAGAAGAAGGGGAAUCAAAUCUCCGGAGCGAAUCUUCUCGUCCCUCGCGCCCGCGCCCUUUCGUUGCUAUUUCAUUCGAUUCACCGCCGGCGACAGGGCCGCGUUGGUCGAAGUGCGCGCGGACGGUGGUUGAGGUGGGCGGCCGAGAUGCGGAUCGGUUGGGCGACGCGGAUGCGAGCCUCCUUCGGGGCUCCCUUCCUCUGGCUCGUUACGCUGGUCUACUUCACCCAGGGUUUCAGAUCGUUCGUAUGGACAGCAGUUUCGUACCAGAUGAAAGACAUACUGAAGCUAUCACCAUCGGCAUCACAGUUCGUGGUCUCUGUUGCACACUCUCCGUGGAGCAUCAAACCAAUUUACGGAAUUCUGUCAGAUUGCAUCCCUAUUAGCGGGAGGAGGAGACUCCCAUACUUGGUUAUAUCCACUAUUCUUUCUCUUUUUCCGUGGCUCAUCCUUGGUCUAGCAAAUUCUCUAAGGAGUUCACGUGAUUCCCUUACUGCUUUCUUGACAUUACAAAAUUUGGGAUCUGCCAUGGCGGAUGUUGUUGUUGAUGCAAUGAUUGCAGAGGCAGUUCGGUCUGAACUUGCAGAAUUUGCUGGUGAUCUCCAAUCUUUGUCAUGGUCUGCUAUGGCCUUGGGAGGAAUAUUUGGGAGCAUGUUAGGAGGGUACACAUUGUCCCAUCUCACAAUAGACACAAUAUUUUUACUUUUCUCUGUUCUUCCAGCAAUUCAGCUUCUGUCGUGUGCUUUAGUCAAGGAGACUCCUUUACAACUCGAAAGCUUGCAACAUUAUAAGAAUGAGGAAAAUUUGGAAUUCAAAGAAGGCACUAGAGAUUAUAAAAGAAAAGAUACCCCCACCAGGACAUCUGAUACUUCCAGAAGGAGGAAGAAUAAUCAUAAAUAUCACAAAAGGAAACUGAAUUUGAAAUCUGAGAUUUCUGAAAAGCAGCCCGGUCCACUAGUUGCAAGAUACGACAUAUCUCUGAGGUCAACUAUCGUUAGUUUGGCCAAGGCCUUCAAGCAGCCUAUCAUCCUAAGACCGAUGGCAUGGUUUUUCCUCUCAAAUGUUGCAGUUCCAAACCUCUCAACGGUGAUGUUCUAUUACCAGACUGAGGUUUUGAACUUGGAAGCAUCUUUUCUUGGGACUGCACGUGUGAUUGGGUGGUCUGGACUUAUGCUUGGUACAUAUUUAUAUAAUCGAUAUUUAAAGCGUAAGAAGCUAAGACACGUCCUCAUGUAUGCUCAUAUUGGCCUUGCAAUUGUAAGCCUCUCGGACAUCAUGUUAGUAUCUAAGUUGCAUAAUCAGUUGGCUAUGCCAGAUAAAUAUAUAGUACUAUGGGGAUCAGCUUUCGGUGAUGCAAUUAAGCAAUUCAAGUUGAUGCCAUUCCUGAUAAUAUCUGGGCAGCUAUGCCCCCCGGGAAUUGAAGGAACACUUUUUGCCCUGUUUAUGUCCAUAAAUAACUUGGGAGCCACUUUGGGCUCAUUCUUAGGAGCUGGUUUGGCAUCAUUGCUGAACAUUUCUUCGGAGUCUUUCGAUAACCUUAUUUUUGGUGUGGCUGUGCAACUAUUAGCCACUCUGCUUCCCAUAACCUUUCUGUUUCUGAUUCCAAAGGAAGCGACCGGAUUAACAUCAUAAUCACGGUGAUGGACCAGCAGAGAAAUCUCCCUUUUGUUUCACUUUCUGAGUUCAAAAAACUGCAGUCAAAAAAAAGAAACUGAAAGGCCAGUCGUUGAUCGUCUGAAAGAGCAAAGAUUUAAAACAUAAAAUAGUGUUGCUUCACUUUUAACUCAGCAACACAAUUGCUGAUUUCUGGUCAGACUAGACUAGUUGGAGCAAUCAUUUGAAUCAAUCAUGAGAGAAAUAUUGUACCUUGUUCGAUACUAUCGUUCGUGUCUCCAUCCGAAAGCUUAGCCGCAGUCCAAUGGAUGGUAGCGGUGUGUUGCUGUUUUUGUUGUCAUUCAGGGAGUACAACCAAGUCGAGGAGGGCGAGGAGAACUACUGGGCUUUUGGGCCUUCAACAGGCCUCAUCGUUAAGUCGGCCCAAUCAGCAUGAUUGCAAAUUCUAAAGUUAUGGAUGGCUCCUCCUGUCAUCACAACCGUCCAUCUGAUGCAGUUAAAGCAGGAGACUGUCGAGCUUGCAGCCUUCAGAUUGCAAUCACGCAACUGAUCUCACCUAUGAAAUUGGAAUCAGUUAUGGGUUUGUAAUCAUGCAGGGGGAUGGGUUAGGCAUCUAUAUUUAUUAAUAAUAAUAAUAUUAUUAAUAUUAUUAUUAUUUUCCGGAUAGGUAGCAGUUCCAUCCUACAGAUCCAUAUAAGCAGGAGAUCUAUAGGCAGGGAUUGAAACUGCAAUGUCCUUUAGCACUGAAGUAGGAGCUUAUUUUGGGCCCAUCCAUGGUUUUGGCCUUGACAAAAAGGGGAGAUUGCUUGAAGGGGUGACUGAGAGCUAGCUUUUUCCUUUUAUCGUGUGUAUCACAUAAAAAUGCAUCACAACAAGCUCUGCCAUCCCCAUUAAGAAGGCUCUUUUAAUCUCUGCAGGGAACCCUGUAUCCCCCUCUGACAGUCCGCCACCGCACCCCCAUUCAUAGUAGCUCUCUUUUGACCCAUCCCGCCCACUUCCUUCUCCUCACAGAGAGAGAGAGAGAGAGAGGAGCAUACUGUCCUUGACAGCGAUGCGCAUACGGGCACGGGCUUAUGAAUGGAGGAGGAACAUGUGCUGUUUGCCGGAGGAGAAUUCUGGCGAUGUUUCCAUGUUUACUAACGACCGAGAUGCCUUCCAUUUAUAAGCAUCACUAACUGGCUCUAUUUAUUUAGAUAAAACAAGUUUUAUUUUCUGCCUCUGCACGCUUUGCGGAAUAAUCUUAAUCAUGCAGUAUUUUUUUUUGGACUCAACGAAGAGUACUCCGCAGCAGCACCCGUUCGCCCAUCUUUCUCAUCUGUAUGUAGUCUUUGGGUUCUAUAAAUACCACACACAAGGCCGUCUCGGUGACCCAAUCCAGCUCACGAGAAACACCCAUUUUGUCGCACAUGGUUCCUUUGCCCAUCUGCACAUCGUUUCAGACAAGCCUCCUUCGUCUUCGUUUCUGGUACUUUUGCGUUGCAGGGCUGGCGAGGCUUCCGGUGCCGACGGACAUUACUGAGGUGUGGCAUGGCAUGACAUGGCAUUGGUAAGAUGGUUUUGCUCAAGACCGCGCAACACUUCCAUAUGACGGCGCAUCGCUGUGCUCGCCUAUCCAUCAUGGAGGAGGGAGGAGGCGAUAGGGCUGGACGUCGAUGCGCUGCUCUAUGGCCAGGCUGCGCGGUUCUUGCGCAACAUCUCGCACCACCUGUUCCCUCUCUUCUUCCUCUCGUCUCGCUCGCUCUCUCUUUUGAAUCUUGGAAGGCACUGACAUGGUUUUAGAUGAUGAGAAGUUUCCGGAGAAUGUAUUGUCACAGGCUCUUUGAUCGUCUCCCUCCUUUGGAGCUUUCGUGCAAGCAUCGAGCUUCGUAAGAGAGGUUUAUCUCACAUCAAAUUCAUCUACUCUCCUCGGAGCCAAAAAGAACCCAAGGAAGGAAACAAGCAAGGCUGCAGCGCACUUCUCUCUUCUACAAAGCAUCCAGCUUCGCAAGGGGAGUAGUAGGGUUUCUGUCACCACCAGGUUUGGCCGGCUGACUCCAACUUUUGUUCCCCAUCUUUUCAGUAGAGACGUAGCAGAACGUGAGCUGGAAGCGGAUGUGAUUGAGGAGACGGCGAGCAGAACGGCUGUCCUCCCAACACACAGCAGCCAAUUCCGCUCUUUCAAGUCGGGCAUGAACCGGCCCUGAUCUCAGGUUCGGCGGUCAUGAUGCAUGCAGAAUGAUACACACAUACGCACACAUACGGCUGAGAUCUGUGUGCGUGCAUGGAUUUGGCCGCCUUCAUGUGCAGGUUCGGCAAAGAUUCGAGCGAAUGGCCGUGUGCUGCACGUUGGAAUGUCCCAUUCUUUGGUCCACUCAUCUGCUUCCUGCUUUGUCCAUUCAUUACAUGAAGGUCAAUUUCACUGCAGCAAUAUUGGCUGGUUAUAUGCGAUGUGCUGAGGACAUGACUCACCUCACCCAACCUUAUCAUCUUCUUCGAAAGGCGUAACUUAAGCAUUGUAAUUAGAAUUCCACCCUUUUCUGGAGGUGUGCAUAUAUAAGACUAUAUAUAGUGAGUGAUACAAGGAAGAGUUCAAUGUGAUUGCUGUGUGAACUUAUACUAAAUCAAGCUCUUGUAUUGAAUUA